Mytilinidion resinicola is the source of this 1571-nucleotide messenger RNA. RefSeq names its product repressible acid phosphatase. Lineage: Eukaryota; Fungi; Ascomycota; Dothideomycetes; Mytilinidiales; Mytilinidiaceae. Gene Ontology annotation, cellular component: fungal-type cell wall. Bases 17 to 1360 code for a protein of 447 amino acids. The transcript is spliced from 2 exons. Gene Ontology annotation, molecular function: acid phosphatase activity. The record is from RefSeq and is a predicted model, not a curated record.
UGCCGGAGUCCUGACCAUGCUGCUCUCACUCGUUCUCCCCAUCACAGUCGCUAAUGCAGCGCUUGCAGCAUACACAUUCGAUCCUCUCCAGCACCUAGCGGGCAUCACACCUUACUUCGAGCCCUCAGACCCUCCUCUCAACCCGGCACCGCCGCAAGGAUGCAAUGCAACCCGGGCUGCGUAUCUGGUCAGGCACGCCGCCAUCUGGGCCAACGACUUUGACUAUGAGGAGUUCAUCGACCCCUUCGUGUCCAAGCUGCAGAACACGACUGUCGACUGGAAAAGAGCUGGCCCACUGGCUUUCCUAUCCACAUGGAAAACCCCAAUCGAGAACGAGGAUAUAGAGGAAUUGACACAGGUUGGCCGGCAGGAGGCCUUCACAUUGGGUGUCAGUGUUGGACAGAGAUACCCUUCGUUCAAGGCACCGGGCAAAGUGUGGACAUCGACGGCUGAAAGAACGGAGAAGAGCGCACAGUCUUUUAUUGAGGGUCUGGUUACGCGGAGCAAUGAGACAGAGCUGGUAUCGGUUAGUGAAGGCGAGGAAGAGGGUGCGGACUCUCUCACGCCGUAUGAGGGAUGUCCGGCUUAUAGCUCUUCGGCUGGGAGUGAGCAGUCUGCGCAAUACCAAGAACUCUACACUAAACCCAUCAUCGAGCGCUUUCACGCUCUCGCUCCUUCAUUCAACUUCACUCCGAAUGAUAUCGUUGGCAUGCAGGAAUUAUGCGGAUAUGAGACCGUGAUCCGGGGCUCGUCACCAUUCUGCUCCCCGGAGGUCUUCAGCCCGAAUGACUGGCUCGGAUUCGAAUAUACCAACGACAUCCAAUACCACUUUAACACGGGCUAUGGAAACGAAGUAUCCGGCGCCAUUGGAUUCCCGUGGCUGAAUGCUACAGCAGGCCUAUUGACUUCGGACGACACCAACAGCUCCGAUGCCCAGGAUAUCUACGUCUCUUUCACGCACCGUGAACAACUUCCCGUUGUUCUCGUAGCACUAGGAUUAUUCAACAACUCUGCGUUCUCGGGCGGCGACGACAUCAACGCCACGAUGCCGCUAGAUGCUCAGAACUAUCGUCGUGCGUGGAAAUCGUCACACAUCAUUCCCUUCUUGGCCAAUGUCGCGAUCGAAAAGCUGUCAUGCGAUAGCUAUGGCUUCGGUGUUGGAGAGCACUAUCGUGUUCUGGUAAACCAGAGUCCGCAGCCGCUCCCUGGGUGCACUGAUGGACCAGGGGAGAGCUGCUCGAGGGACGCGUUCCAGAAGUUUGUGCAGUCGCGCGAGGAGACUCUUGGGGGCUUUGGUGAGAAAUGUGGAGUGGACUACUCCAAUUCGACGGAUAUCUUGAGCAUUUAUGGCGUCUCAUAGGUACAGUAAUUUGAGACACGAAUGCGGCAUCUCAGGACGGAGAAAUAAGAGUCGGGCAUAGUAAUGAUCUUGUGUCUUGGGAUUGGUGGAAGAAGAUACAUACUUCGUGCUAACAUCUCUCAUGGAUACAGGCUUCAGAUAUCAAAGGUACCCAAUUAAUUUAGCUUCUAAUUCGUUCUCGCGGCCCAAGGUUAACUAGACAUUUACCGAG